AAGCAGGGCGCCCGGCACAAGAGCUGCGGUUGGGCCUGCGGCUGGGAUGUCGGUGUUGCGGCCGCUGGACAAGCUGCCUGGCCUGAACACGGCCACCAUCUUGCUGGUGGGCACGGAGGAUGCUCUUCUGCAGCAGCUGGCGGAUGCGAUGCUCAAGGAGGACUGCGCCUCUGACCUGAAGGUCCACUUGGCAAAGUCCCUCCCUCUCCCCUCCAAUGUGACUCGGCCCCGAAUUGACCUGAUUGUGUUCGUGGUCAACCUUCACAGCAAAUACAGCCUCCGGAACGUGGAGGAGUCCCUGCACCAUGUGGACGCUGCCUUCUUCCUGGGGAAGGUGGGCUUCCUCGCCACAGGCGCCGGACGGGAGAGCCACUGCAGUGUUCACCGGAACACCGUGGCGAAGCUGGCCCACACCUACCGAAGCCCCCUGCUCUUCUGUGACCUGGAGGUGGAAGGCUUCCGAGCCACCAUGGCGCAGCGCCUGGUACGUAUGCUGCAGAUCUGCGCUGGCCACGUGCCUGGUGUCUCGGCCCUGAACCUGCUGUCCCUGCUGAGGAGCUCUGAGAACCCCUCCCUGGAGGACCUGUGAGGGCCACCGGCCCCCAGGCUGCCCCUCCCCACACCUUGGUGCCUGGCUCAGUAAACAUGCACUGUUGCUGCAGACCGGGUCACGGCUUGAGAGGCUCUGGGUCAGCGGUCAGUUCCCCGCGGGGCCCAAACUCCUCUGCCCUCCAGCAGGGCGUGCUGGGGAAGGAGGGGGUCCAGCUGGUGGGACUCCAGCACCCCACCCACUCCACGCUCGCUCCAGCAGAGCCCUGUGUCUUUAUCCAUCUGACGUACUGCAUCUCCACUUAAGACUUCAUUUGAACAAAGAGUCCAUAGCUAAAAAAAGUUUGAAAAUCACUGGUCUCACCCACCACUUUGAUUUUGCAGAUGAGGAAACUGACUCAGAACAAUUGCGAGCAGGGUCGGGGGAGGGGCUUGGACUCUGUGCACCCAGCCUGACUCCAUGUCCUGGCCUCGCCUUUCCCACAGAUGCUGUGCUGCCUCUUAGAGGCUCAGUCUCCCCAGGUGUAAAAUGGAGAGUGUUCUCCUCUCCUUGUUGCGUAGCGAGGACUGAAUGAAGUGACAGAGGUGACGUGCCUGAGCUUGUGUUACCCUGAUCCCUGAAUGCAUGCUUGGUGUCUUUCCUAAUAAAUUGUAUUCAGGCCUCGCACCGUGCCGGCAGAGCUCUCA
Molecule: messenger RNA, 1236 nt
Organism: Diceros bicornis minor
Lineage: Eukaryota; Metazoa; Chordata; Mammalia; Perissodactyla; Rhinocerotidae
Gene: CENPM
Product: centromere protein M
Exons: 6
Coding region: 47-589 (180 amino acids)
Source: RefSeq, a predicted model, not a curated record